AUGGACAUGAGAUCAUUGAUCCACCAGGCAUCGUCCCCCCGCAGCAGUAGCAGCUGCUCGUCUGAUCGCACCAGCGUCACUGCCACCAGCAGCUUCCCAGCACCAGUCGUCUCCUCGGUACUGCCUGCAGCACAUGGCACGAGGAUGCAACCGCCGCCGCCGACCGUCUUCCACCCUUCGGCAGCGCCCGGCGCCAUCGCACAGGCGCCGACUCUCGUGCCGCUGCGCUUCAUCAUUCCCAACUCGCGCCCGUCACUCGCGCCCGUUCCAUUGCCUCCCUCGUCCACGUCGGGAAUGCACGAACCAGAGCGCGAGCCGCCGCACUCGAUGCUGUACCCGCUUACUGUUUGCACCAUCAAGAAGGAGCAGCAACAGGACGAGCCGUUUUCUCCCAUGAACGAUCCGCAGCAGCUGAAGAAAAGUACCUCGAGACGCGUGCGCACACCGAAGCUCUCUAGUCGCUCGACGAAGAGCAAAGCUCGACCAGGGCUUCGGAAGGGCAAGUGGACGGAGGAAGAGAGUCGCUACGCCUCCCAGUUGACGCAUUACUUCAAGGAGGGACUACUUCCGCUGGAGAGAGGGACUAUGCUGCGUCUCUACCUCUCGCAGAAGCUCAACUGCGAGCCAAUGCGCAUCACCAAGAAGUUUACUGGCGGUGGGUGCAUCGGCAAGCAAGUGUUUCGUCCUUGCUGCCCCACGCCCGAGUCUCAAGUAAGGAUCAUGCAGGCACAUCUUGAGCUGGUUGCACUCGAGGCUGCGUUUGUAAAGCGCUUGAAAGAGAACCGGGAGGAACCACCACUUUCGACGGAUGAGUUCGACGUGCGGCUGGUUUCGGCAGGCCAGAGGUCGAGACCUGUGCCGCUGAAGCCCAGGAUGUACCAGUCGGGUGACGGUGAUAGAGUGGGAGAUGAAGACGACGCAAACGCUGUAGGCUUGCUGCUUGACUUUUUCUACAAGGCUAAUCGAAAGGAAAAGAAGGGCGGCAAGAAGGCGGCAUUGACAAAGGAAGAUGAGUCGAUCACCAUGGAAACCAAAAGAAAGAUGAUGGAAGAGGAAGAAGAGCAAAUCAAGAAGGUGCUUAUUGGAAUCAGGAUGCCAACUACACCACCCGUGACAAACAGCGAGAACGACGCCUUGAGCGAGUCCCCGACGAAACGUAUGCGCGCACUCUCUGUCAGUGGCUGCGCAGAUACCGCAGCGGCCAAGCGCUCUCGCGUGGGAUCCUUCUCUACCGUCACCGCCGCUUGA
This is a messenger RNA of Hyaloperonospora brassicae, 1248 nucleotides long. Lineage: Eukaryota; Oomycota; Peronosporomycetes; Peronosporales; Peronosporaceae. The record is from the annotation of a GenBank genome assembly.